This is a messenger RNA of Metschnikowia bicuspidata var. bicuspidata NRRL YB-4993, 3156 nucleotides long. It is a transcript of the gene MAK21, whose product is annotated as RNA-binding ribosome biosynthesis protein. Gene Ontology annotation, cellular component: nucleus. Lineage: Eukaryota; Fungi; Ascomycota; Pichiomycetes; Serinales; Metschnikowiaceae. The coding region runs from base 1 to 3156 and encodes 1051 amino acids. The transcript has 2 exons. The record is from RefSeq and is a predicted model, not a curated record.
AUGGAUGGCUCAAAGUUGAGCAUAAGUGCUCUCAAAGAUAAGAUCUCCUCUAAGCUCUCAUCUGGGGAGCCGUCAGGCGCAUCAAAGGGACAUGAUGGUAAGUCAACUGGCGGGAGCAAGAAGGCUAAGGGAGCGAAGAGCGAAAAGCAGACGUCUACUUCGAAAACCGGAGUGACCGGUAAAAAAGACAAGAAAGACAAGAAGUCCAGGAAGGAGAAAUCUGGGAAGUCAGAGAAAAAUGAUACUCAGGAUCAGGCUCUAGACAAUGACGAGGUGGAUAUUCUUAGACGUGAAGCACUUGCUUUGGGAGCCACUGAAGAAGACUUAAAGCUAGUAGAAGGCGUUGAUAAUGAAAUUGAGCAGAUUUCUGUGGAUUGUCCCGAGGGUGUGGAUAACAACUUUAACUCCGACUUGUCCAAAUUCAUGAACGGACUUGGGUUCUCCGGUCAAGUCGAUGUUGUUGAAGAAGAAGAGGAAGAAACACAACUCAUUGACAAAGGAAAAGAAAGAAAAGCAGAGAAAGACUCAGAAGAAAUUGAAGGCCUGGUGGCUCAAAAGAAAGAGCCCAAAAAAAAAGAGCAGAAGACCAAGAAAGUGAAACUGGAACCCAUAGUGAUUGAGAAAAAGGAGGAAUCAACAGUUCUUGUUGCUGAGAUGGCGAAGGAGAAGAAAGACAAGCGCCAGAGCGACAAAAUCAACAACGUUCAAUCUGUGAAUUCAGAAAAACUUCUCAUAGAGUGCAGAAUCGACUGGUACAACAUUGAAACACCGGCUAUAGAGGAACCUGAAAAGUUGGACCGUUUCGCUUUGGAGAGACUUACAGAGAAAGCAAAAGCUUUGAUAGAUUCCGAGAACAAGACGUACUUGACUGAAUUUACGUCGAACAAUUCCCAGAGAAAGUUUUUGUCCCAAAUACUUUCUGACGGUACAUUGAACGAUAAAAUCUCUGCAUUGACCUUAUUGGUCCAGGAAGCUCCUUUACAUAACUUAAAAGCUUUUGAUACGCUUUUGUCUUAUUGUGAAAAGAAAUCUAGAACCGCUUCUUUGCAAGCGAUCAACGCUUUGAAGGAUUUGUUUCUCAAUGGUCUCUUGCCUGACAGAAAACUUUUAUCAUUCCCGAAGCAGAAGCUCAACAAAAAUGCGGACGUUAUUACCUUGGCUUUGCAUUAUUACGAGGAUCACUUGAAAAAAAGCUAUUUCAAGUUCAUUCAAGUCUUAGAGUUCUUAAGUCACGACCCUAUUUUGCACGUGAGAAUGAACGUUGUGCUGCACAUUUUUGACCUUUUGAAAGCGAAACCCGAACAGGAAGCAAACUUGCUCAGAUUGGGUGUUAACAAACUUGGAGAUGUUGAGAACAAAGUUGCUGCAAAAACAUCUUACCAGAUUCUUCAAUUAGAGGAAACUCAUCCCGCUAUGAAAAAGAUUGUCACUGACUCUGUCACAGACAUGGUGCUUCAAAAGAACCACGAUUACCAUUCGCAAUAUUACACAAUCUUGACUCUUAACCAAACUAUCUUGCUGCGUGGUGAUACCGAUUUGGCUAACUCAUUAGUAAAAACUUAUUUCUCUCUUUUUGAGAAAAUUCUUAUUGAGUCUGAUCCCGCGUUGAAAGAUGCAGCUGAGGACAAAGUGCUCGGAAAGAGCGAAAGAGGAAGAAAGAAUAACAGAAAAGCUUUCAAGAAAGGUAAAAAAGGAGGAAAGUCUGUUAAGAAAGAAGAGAAAUCCGAAGAAGAGGUUGUUGAGGAACGCAGUGCUAAAAUGUUUUCUGCUCUUCUUACCGGCUUGAAUCGUGCGUUUCCAUUUUCAGAUUUACCUUCCGAAAUUUACUCAAAUCAUUUGAACACCUUGUACAAAAUCACUCACUCCACCAACUUCAACACCUCCGUGCAAGCUUUGGUAUUAGUGCAGCAGAUUAUUUCUCAACAAGAUUUGGAUUCGUCUCGUUUCUACCGCACUCUUUAUGAGUCAUUGAUGGAUCCCAGAUUGGUGAACUCCUCAAAACAAGGCAUUUACUUAAACUUGUUGUUCAAGUCUUUGAAAAAUGAUAUUCAAAACAUUCCUAGAGUUUUGGCUUUUGUGAAGAGGAUUCUUCAAAUUUGUUGUCACUGGGUUAACGUUGGUGCAAUAACUGGUAUGUUUUAUUUGCUUAUGGAGUUAAGCAAAACUCAUCCACAGAUCUUGGAGUUAAUGGAGGCAGAGGGUGCCAGACCAGAAAAUCUCACUUCUGACUCCAAUGUGGACACGAAAGUCGAUGACUCAGAGUAUGACCCCAAGAAGCGAGACCCAGAGUAUGCCAAUGCUCAAAAAUCCAGUAUGUGGGAGAUUGCUCUGUUUAUGAACCACUACCACCCAUCAGUCUCAAUUUACGCGACGUCGCUCGUCGAAGGUAAACCCCAAGUUAAGCCUGAUUUGGGGCUUUUCCUGUUGGCUCACUUCUUGGAUAGAUUUGUUUACAAGAAUGCUAAGCAGAAAAGUAACUUAAAGGGCUCCUCAAUCAUGCAGCCCUUGGGUGGGGGUCACCUGGGCUCACUAUUGGUGCGUGCAACAAAUGUCAAAUCAUCUGAUAUCCCGGUCAAUACAAUUGAUUGGCUUUCAAAGAAGGCGGAACUGGUCAGACCAGACGAAAAAUUCUUCUACGACUAUUUCACUAGAAAUGAGAAGAAGAUUCGUGGCAAAAAGUCGCGCGACGAAAACGACGAAGAUGAAGAAUUCGGAGAAGAGGAGGUCUGGGAUGCUUUAGUGAAACUGAAGCCUGAUGUUGAAGGUUCUGAUGACGCUGGCUUCUCGGACUUUGACGAGGCAGACUUUGCUGAUAUGAGUGAUUUGGAUGAGAACGCCGACGGAGCCGCAGACGAUUUUGAGAAUUUUGAAGAUGCAGGUGAAUUUCCAGAGGACAGUGAUGUUGCAGAGGAUUCUGAUGAAGGUGCCUUUAGUGCUCUUCAAAACGACGAGGAUGAAGUGAGCGAUGGUGAGUUCAGUCUAAAUGAAGAUGAAGAACUAAACAACAGCGAUCAAUCCAUUGAUGCAGGCACCGAGAAGAAGAGGAAACUGGACGGCGAGCACAAGAAAAAGAAGAAGACCAAAUUACUGGCCUUGCCUACAUUUGCCUCUGCUGAAGACUACGCCCAAUACUUAGGCUCAGACGAUGAAAUGUGA